Messenger RNA from Solenopsis invicta (red fire ant), 2715 nucleotides. RefSeq names its product sphingomyelin phosphodiesterase 4. Gene Ontology annotation, biological process: sphingomyelin catabolic process; glycerophospholipid catabolic process; ceramide biosynthetic process. Gene Ontology annotation, molecular function: sphingomyelin phosphodiesterase D activity. The coding region runs from base 141 to 2516 and encodes 791 amino acids. NCBI's taxonomy places the organism in Eukaryota, Metazoa, Arthropoda, Insecta, Hymenoptera, Formicidae. The transcript is spliced from 14 exons. The record is from RefSeq and is a predicted model, not a curated record.
UCAGAAGUACAGAAUGAAAAGAAAAGGUUAGCGUACCGUUGACCGGUGUGAACUUCGAUAAAGUAGCAUUCCGUACAAAUAUUAUUUUAUAAUUGCUGUUUUUUUUUUAUAAUUUAUUCACUGUCGGAAACUGUGAAACAAUGGCAUCUUCGACCGAUGUUGCUACAAUACGAGCACAGAGAUAUUUAAAUGAACCAUUGGUAGAGCGAUGCAGAGAUCUGUCUUUAUUGAUAGACGAGUCAAGCACAACUGAGUUACAGUUGGUCUUUCCACUGCUGAUAGAUUCCUUGUUCGGAAUAGUAGACAAUAUCGGAUGGGGUUUGCACAAUAUUACCCUUAAAAAAACUCCACAUGAAUAUGAGGCACUGUGUCACUUUCUCAGCCCACAAGGACCAAUGUUUUCUUUAUGUUAUAAAUUACUUCCAGACUGUUAUCUCAAGUAUAAUUUUCCAGUGUCAUAUCUUCCAUCAAAAAUACGCUCCAUGUUAGAGGAAGCUAUAAUAUCACCAUUUUACCUUGAUAAGAUAAGAGAUGAUCAAGGAACACGUGUCCCUUCAGCUUUAUCUAUGAAUCCCUUUGAGUACUACAUUUUUCAUUUUGCCUAUCAUUUGACCAAUCCUUGGUUACAACUGCAACAGCAAGAAAAUGUAUGGAUGAAUUGGGAAACAGUUUACGUUCAAUUAGCACACUGUUAUCUAUAUCAUUUCCUUCCGAGAGAUAACUCUGCAGUUCUACCAGUGAUCGGGCCAUAUGUGAAGAAGACGCCGCCAAGAAAAUUAACUCAGUCGCCAGAAUUUCGAAGAGAUUGUCAAAAGUUGCAAACUCUGAGACUUCUGAGAACAUCUAUAUUAUCAUCGGGAUCGAUGAGUCCUGGGUCAGGCGUGCCGCAACAGCAGUGCCUACCACAAGUUUGGAGAAGUGAGACUGUAGUACAAGUUUUUCUCGAUUUUUGGUUGGAAUAUACAGAGGACACACAGCUGACUUCCCAAAUGAAUACAUCCUACUUAUCUUCGGUACCACGACGACACAGUAUACAUUCCGGAGAACACAUACGUCUUGUAAGAGCGUUCAUAAAGACACUGCACGAGUUUACGAAUAGCGCUACAGGCGAUAAAAGUGCAAUGGAUGAAUUAAAGAGAAUAAUUCUUCCUUCGGUUCAAGGAAAAAUAUAUACGUUUUUGCGGAAAGCAAUAUAUCAUUGGCCUCUAGACAGCUCGUUUAGAUUGAUACUGGAAGCUUGGUUAAGCUUUAUUCAACCAUGGAGAUAUGUACCGGGAGUAACGUAUACUAAAGAAGGUAAAGCAGAAGAGGAGGAAAGGGGCAAGAUUCACGAUCCCGGUAGAUGGAUCUCUUUCGUUGCCAAUAAUCUAUUAGCAUAUACGGUUGUGUUUCAACAGUUGCUUCCGCGGUUUAUGAGAACUGACCUGGUAGCACCCAAGAAUGCACUAAUGUUAUUUAGAGUUACAAAAGUAUUUUCUCAACCGCACUUGGCAAAAAUGAUAUGCGAAGUGGAGAGUUGUAUAGACGAUGUAGGUUUAAGCAAAGGCCGUAUAACUGCGAAUCAGUGGACAUCGAUCGUUCGGCAACAGAUUCUUGAGUUGGAAGGUCCGACGUAUCAAUAUGUUCCUAUGUUUUCAACAGCCACUAAUCUGCAGGUCGUAUGGUUCUUAAGUAAUAUUAAACAGGCGCAUUUAACAGCGACUAGCCUGGUUGAAGCUCUCGAAGACAGGAGAAGAGGAAAACGUUUUCUGCUUUCUCUAUGGGAAUUCUUUAGCUGUGAAGAGUACUCUUCGGACGAUAUCAGUAUAGAGGAACGACGACGCGUUCCUCUUCUCCUGGCCACCGCUCAACAGCAGCUGAUAGAUAUAUUUCAAAUACAGCUUGAGGACAUUCCACAAGUUGCUAUAGUGGCGGAUCAAGAAUAUCAUGACAGUAUUCUAUCGACUUCUUUUUGUCAUCAAUCACAGAUGGAAUUCAGCUUUGAUUCGAGUAGACCGGGUACUUUCGUACCGUUGCAAGAGGGUAGACAGACGUGUCGGUACAUCGAAUAUAUGGGUGAUCCAGAGUUGCAACCAGUGCGAACGAACGAAUGCGCCUUUCUUGUUAGGAAUUUUUACAAACUGUGCUGUUACAUUAAUCUCAAGUAUCGAUACGAGAUAAUCACACUGUACAACAAACGAAGCUUCCUCGGUAGUGUUUGUCGGCAAUUAAUUACUCCAUAUACCACGAUUGUAAAGUUACCCAAACGAACGUCAAACGGAUUUACCAGUGGCUCUGAGGAACGAUUGCCACCUCGAUUAAGUUUACGACCUUUAGCUAAUUACACCCUCCUCAUGAGUAUAUCAAUUGGUACAUUGAUCGCAUGGCUCACUAAUUACGGUCCUUUCAUGUUCCUGGGAUUUAUAUUUUUAAUGUGGUUUAUGUAUAUAAUCAUACGUGCAACGUUGCAACACUAUUUUCCAUCUAGCACAAGUGUUUUCAGACCAAGUGCGAGUUCAUCUUCUAUUAAUCGAUGAUACUUUCGAAUAUUAAGAUGAAACUACUAUAAGCAAUUUUGGACGAAACGUUUUUGCGAAUAAUGAAUAACAAUUUUGGAUACAUGUUUGUAAUUGUGUUAAAUAACAUAUUCGAUAUAAAAUACACUAUCAAUAGCACUGCUUGCAAACCAUUAUUUUAAGUAAUUACUCUAAGUAUAUAUAAUUGCAUUAAAUUAAA